AUGGCAAAAUUCAGUUCGUCAUGCGCUCUCCUUCAACGAUUGCUUCAAAAAAGUUCCAAGGCCUCCAGGAGAAACCGGAAAGGGUGCUUACUGGACUCUGCAGGAGCUACAGGAAUGUUCGAGAACGGUUCCUCCAUUCGACGGUGUCGCAAAUUUGUUGACGAGCAACGCGUUAGACCACGAUCCGGUCGAAGCCGUAGAAAGAAGUUACAAGAUGGAAGUUGUGGAAGUAGGGAAUGUCAGACUCAGCCACCUUCACUCCAUUCAAUUUCGAAUUCCAUUCCCUCCUCUACAAUCUCACACUACUCCCAUGCCACCGAAAUACAGGAAGCCCAAUUACAAUUGACACCUAGCCUGCAACCAAUCUCAUCUUUACAGCAAUCGAUAAACAGUGCAACCCGACUAGUCAGCAUCCCCGACAGCUCUAGGAAUGAGUACCUCCUGGGAAUGUGA
This is a messenger RNA of Rodentolepis nana, 453 nucleotides long. The record is from the annotation of a GenBank genome assembly. Lineage: Eukaryota; Metazoa; Platyhelminthes; Cestoda; Cyclophyllidea; Hymenolepididae.